UUUAUGUCUGAACUAGGAGAGAAUUUACUACCAAAUUCAACAAUUAAAACCUAGUUUCAACAAUAAUCAGAGGUAUUUAAAAAUUUAUUGUGAAGCAAAUGACAUAAUUAAUUGAAUAAUUAAAAGUAAUUAAUGAUAACUUGCAAACAGCUCAAAUAUCUGAUUAGUAAUGAGAAUAUUAAAAUAAUCUAGAUAAAAUUCAAAGAUAUUAUUAGCAAAGCAAACUUUUAAAACUAAAGCUGAUGUUAUUAAGUAAAUAGCCUUAUCUUUAGAGAAAAGUGCACAAGGGAAUGAAAAAAAAAAUGUCUUAAAUAAAUUAAAGGCAGCUUAUUUAAAAGAGAUUGAAAGAUAAAAAAGAAUUUUGAAAAGCAUCAUUAAUUCAACAUUUGAAAAGAGAUUCUCUCGAAUAUCAAUAAUAAGAUAAUCUAAAGCUUAUGGUUAAGAAACUUAAACUGAGUAAUUAGAAUAUUUUGUUGAUUAAAAUUACGUGAGAAUUGUUUCUAAAAAUGAUAGAAAUUCGGAGAAAAAAGAAUAAAAAAAUUAUUCUUAAGUAAAUCUUGGAGAUGGUUAAUAAAUUAAAACGAUUUCUAUUGAUUAAGAUUUUAUAGAGGCAGAUAUGAUAGAUUUAGAAAAUAUUUUGAUAGAUGAGAGAUAAAAAGAAAUUGAUUAAAUUGAAAGAGAAGCAUACUUUUUAAAUUUAAUAACAAAUUAGAUGGGAAGCACUCUUGAUUAAUAAAAUUUAUAAUUAGAUUUUGCACAAUAAAAUUAGAGCACUGUCAAGUCUAAUAUAAAAGUAACUACUAAAGAAUUAGUUCUAGCUGAUAUAUAAUAGAAACGAUUAUUCAAUAAAAAGUAUUAUAUAGUAAUAGGUAUUUUGAUUAUAGCAAUCAUUGUUUUGAUAAUUUUACUUUUAGUAAUCAAAUGA
This is a messenger RNA of Paramecium sonneborni, 925 nucleotides long. NCBI's taxonomy places the organism in Eukaryota, Ciliophora, Oligohymenophorea, Peniculida, Parameciidae. The record is from the annotation of a GenBank genome assembly.